CCCGGAGCGUGGGGUAUGCGCAGCUAACGGUCCCGUCGGGCGGGCUUUCCUCUGGCGGAGCGCGCAGGCGGUGCGCCCCAGCUAUGGAGUGUCCGGGGAGACGGCGGGCAUGACGGCGGCAGGAUGGGCGCGAACAAUGGCAAACAGUACGGCAGCGAGGGCAAAGGCAGCUCAAGCAUCUCAUCCGACGUGAGUUCAAGUACAGAUCACACGCCGACCCAAGCCCAGAAGAAUGUGGCUACCAGUGAAGACUCCGACCUGAGCAUGCGCACCCUGAGCACGCCCAGCCCGGCCCUGAUAUGUCCACCGACCCUGCCCGGAUUUCAGAAUGGAAGGGGCUCGUCCACCUCCUCGUCGUCCAUCACCGGGGAGACGGUGGCCAUGGUCCACUCCCCGCCCCCGACCCGCCUCACCCACCCGCUCAUCCGGCUCGCCUCCCGACCCCAGAAGGAGCAGGCCAGCAUCGAGCGCCUCCCGGACCAGUCCAUGGUGCAGAUCUUCUCCUUCCUGCCCACCAACCAGCUGUGCCGCUGCGCGCGCGUGUGCCGCCGCUGGUACAACCUGGCCUGGGACCCGCGGCUCUGGAGGACUAUCCGCCUGACGGGCGAGACCAUCAACGUGGACCGCGCCCUCAAGGUGCUGACCCGCAGACUCUGCCAGGACACACCCAACGUCUGUCUCAUGCUGGAAACCGUAACUGUCAGUGGCUGCAGGCGGCUCACGGACCGAGGGCUUUACACGAUCGCCCAGUGCUGCCCGGAACUGCGGCGCCUGGAGGUCUCGGGCUGUUACAACAUCUCCAACGAGGCGGUCUUCGACGUGGUGUCCCUGUGCCCCAACCUGGAGCACCUGGAUGUGUCAGGGUGCUCCAAAGUGACCUGCAUCAGCCUGACCCGGGAGGCCUCCAUUAAACUGUCCCCCCUGCACGGCAAACAGAUUUCCAUCCGCUACCUGGACAUGACGGACUGCUUCGUGCUGGAGGACGAGGGCCUGCACACGAUCGCCGCGCACUGCACGCAGCUCACCCACCUGUACCUGCGCCGCUGCGUGCGCCUCACCGACGAGGGCCUGCGCUACCUGAUGGUCUACUGCGCCUCCAUCAAGGAGCUGAGCGUCAGCGACUGCCGCUUCGUCAGCGACUUCGGCCUGCGCGAGAUCGCCAAGCUCGAGUCGCGCCUGCGGUACCUCAGCAUCGCCCACUGCGGCCGCGUCACCGACGUGGGCAUCCGCUACGUGGCCAAGUACUGCGGCAAGCUGCGCUACCUCAACGCCCGGGGCUGCGAGGGCCUCACGGACCACGGCGUGGAGUACCUCGCCAAGAACUGCGCCAAGCUCAAGUCCCUGGACAUCGGCAAGUGCCCGCUGGUGUCCGACACGGGCCUGGAGUGCCUGGCCCUGAACUGCUUCAACCUCAAGCGGCUCAGCCUCAAGUCCUGCGAGAGCAUCACGGGCCAGGGCCUGCAGAUCGUGGCGGCCAACUGCUUCGACCUGCAGAUGCUCAACGUCCAGGACUGCGAGGUGUCCGUGGAGGCCCUGCGCUUCGUGAAGCGCCACUGCAAGCGCUGCGUCAUCGAGCACACCAACCCCGCCUUCUUCUGAGCGCGCUUGGCGCGCGCCGCACGGACCCCACGAACCCCUUUCUAGAAAGCAGCGUAUGUAAGCACCGACCGCCGCUCGCUCGUAACAGCUCUUUCUUCCUGGAAGGUUCUUAGGCAUCCGGCUUUUCUUUCUCCCUAUGUCUGGCGGGCCCACAGGGGUCAAGGGAAGGAAGGGGGAGCGGGGGGGGGGGGG
Lynx canadensis (Canada lynx) is the source of this 1791-nucleotide messenger RNA. RefSeq names its product F-box and leucine rich repeat protein 7 (gene FBXL7). Gene Ontology annotation, molecular function: protein binding. Gene Ontology annotation, cellular component: SCF ubiquitin ligase complex. The coding region runs from base 124 to 1599 and encodes 491 amino acids. The transcript is spliced from 4 exons. The record is from RefSeq and is a predicted model, not a curated record. NCBI's taxonomy places the organism in Eukaryota, Metazoa, Chordata, Mammalia, Carnivora, Felidae. Gene Ontology annotation, biological process: SCF-dependent proteasomal ubiquitin-dependent protein catabolic process.